GCUUCAACUAAUACAGCUCGAUUACUCAUCAUAUUUUGCUGGCACGAUGGGUAUGGAUUCGGUUAUGAAGCCCGUAGGAGAGGAGGUAAAUGCGAAGAAAGAUGACACUGCUAAGGAUGAUUUGUCUGAGGAGGAUAAACAGCUGCAAGAAGAAUUAAAAAUGCUCGUUGAAAGAUUAGAGGAGCCAAAUCAGGAGCUACAUAAACCAGCUUUAGAGUCAAUGUGUACGUUAAUCAAGUCUUCCACGACUUCCAUGACAUCCGUGCCAAAGCCUUUGAAGUUCUUGAUGCAAUACUAUGCUCAGAUCAAGUCAUUUUACAACACCAUUGUUGACGUGACCACAAGACAACUUUGUGCUGACGUAGUAUCGGUUUUAGGCAUGACAGUGACAGAUCAACCCGAAACACGUUACGAUACAUUGACUUAUAGACUUCUUGGUUGUCAGGGUGAUAUAGGAGCAUGGGGCCAUGAGUACGUCCGCCAUCUAACAAAUCAAAUUGUUGGAAUAUGGCAGGAAAAAGAAUAUGAUUCACUGAUAAAUAAUCCAGAUGGUACCGAAGAGAUGAAAAAACACAGAGAACAGUGUCUUGCCCUCGUUCACCAAAUAAUCCCUUACUUGAUGGAACAUAACGCAGAGGCAGAAGCUAUUGAUCUAUGUGUUGAAAUAGAACAGCAUCACCUCCUAGAAUUGUACACAACCAGCCUGAAUUACUCUCGUGUUUGCUUGUAUCUUACGAGUUGUGUAGCAUAUCUCCCUACACCGGAUAAUACGAAAGUACUUCAGUAUGCAACUAUAUUAUAUCGUAAAUUUGAGGAUUUGGGUAAUGCUAUGCGUUGUGCUCUACGCCUAAAUGACAUGAAUUUAAUUCGCGAGAUAUUUUUGGAGUCUGGGAAAGUUAAGAAAGGUUCUCGUAACUAUGGUCUGCCGAUUCAACGUCAACUGGCGUAUCUUCUUGGUAGACAGAAUAUUGUACUACCAGAUGAAGAAUCUAUAGCAGAUGAUGAUUUAACAGAGAUGCUUUGGAACAUUAGAUUAUCAGAGCAUUUCUUAUCACUCGGUCGUGAAUUAGAUAUUAUGGAUCCGAAGUUACCUGAAGAUAUUUACAAAUCGCAUUUAGAGUCUGUUCGAACAACAUUAAAUUCUUCGGAUUCGGCCCGAGCUAAUUUAGCCGCUUCUUAUGUAAAUGGACUUGUAAAUUGUGGUUUUGGGAAAGAAAAGUUACUGCAAGAAACACCUAAAGAGGUACCAUGGUUGUGCAAACAGAAGGAAUUAGGUAAAAUGAGUACUGUAGCUACUCUUGGAUGGGUGCUUUUAUGGGAUGUUGAUACUGGCUUGUCUCAAAUUGACAAAUACCUUUACUCCGUCGAAGAUCAUACCCGAGCUGGUGGUCUAUUGGGUUGUGGGGUUGUUAACUGUGGUGUCAAAAAUGAAUGCGAUCCAGCAUUAGCACUUCUUGGAUCCUAUGUCGACUCUGAAAAAGAUGUACUUUCUCGUGCUUCAAUUAUUGGUUUGGGUGUGGCGUAUGCUGGUUCAUUGAAAGCAGAAGCUAUAAGUACACUUGUACCUGUUAUUCUGGAUAUGAAUACAGCAAGACUUCAGCAUGCCUGUUUGGCGGCUCUUUCUGUAGGCAUGAUUGCAGUUGGCUCACUUGAUGGUACAGUCACUUCUACCAUCAUACAGAGUUUAUUAGAAAGGCCUGCAAUUCAUUUGAGCAAUGUGUUCAGCAAAUUUAUGGCACUAGGUUUAGGCUUGACUUGUUUAGGUAGACAGGAGGAAGUGGAAGUUAUUCUUGCCUCAUUAGAAGCUGUAUCUGAACCAAUGAAAUCGAUGGCCCACAUGAUAUGUGACUUUUGUGCUUAUGCAGGUAGUGGUCAUGUAUUGAAAAUUCAGAAUUUGCUUCACAUACUUUCUGAAAAGUAUGAAGAGAAAGAAACUGGUGAAAAUACUACAUCAACUACUACCACUAAAACAAAAGAGAAGAAAGAAAAAUCAAAGGAUGCUCGUCGUGGAGGAACUCGAGGAAGGAGUCGUCGUAGUGGGGCAAACAGAUCUGGUGCAACUAAUGAUCAAACCACUGAAUCAAAUAAUGAUGCUUCUGGUCAACCAACUGAAGAAAACAGUUCUCCAGAAGAGGCAGAAGCAUCACAACCAUCACCUAUGGAUACAUCUGGCGUUGAAGAUUCAACACCACAAGAGGAAAGUACAUUUGACUUUCAUGCUCAUCAAGGUCUUGCUGUUUUGGGGGUUGCUAUAAUAGCUAUGGGUGAAGAAAUAGGUUUAGAUAUGGCCUUCCGAAUGUUUGGUCACCUUCUUCGAUUCGGUGAACCUCCAAUUAAAAGAGCUGUACCGUUAGCACUCGCUUUAUGCUAUGUAUCAAAUCCUCAAUUGAAAGUACUAGACACUUUAAGCAAGUUCAGUCAUGACUCAGAUGCAGAAUUAGCCUAUAAUUCUAUUCUAGCUAUGGGGAUUGUUGGUGCAGGGACGAAUAAUGCACGCCUAGCUGCAAUGUUACGUCAGCUCGCUGUAUAUCAUAGUCGUGAUCCACACAGUCUCUUUUUAGUUCGACUAGCGCAAGGUUUAACACAUCUGGGAAAAGGAACACUCACAUUAAGUCCAUGGCAUUCUGAUCGAUUUCUUUGUCGUCCUGUUGGUUUGGCUGGCCUCCUUACUCUACUGACUUGUUGCCUUAAUAUGAAGGAAACCUUUAUGAAUAAACAUGAUUACCUAAUAUUUUACAUCACACCAGCAAUUCAACCACGUCUCUUAAUGACUUUUGAUGAAGACCUGAAACCCUUACUUGUUACUGUUCGCGUUGGUCAAGCUGUCGAUGUUGUUGGACAAGCUGGAAGACCAAAAACAAUUACGGGAUUUCAAACACAUACAACUCCGGUUUUACUGUCUCAUGGUGAACGUGCAGAAUUGGCAACUGAUGAAUAUUUGCCAAUAACACAACUCCCCUUAGAAGGCUUUAUACUGCUUCGAAAGAAUCCUGAAUACGAAGAAACAAGUAAAUGAUUCUACAUGUAUCUGUAGUUGUUACACUGCAGUGUAAAGAAGAAAUGCAUUGUAGUUACGACUCAUUUCUUUAUGACUAUUUUUUCCAAAAUAAAGUUUUCGAACUUAUC
Molecule: messenger RNA, 3126 nt
Organism: Trichobilharzia szidati
Lineage: Eukaryota; Metazoa; Platyhelminthes; Trematoda; Strigeidida; Schistosomatidae
Source: the annotation of a GenBank genome assembly